UGUGUUAGAAGUUAAAAGAAUCAAAUUGCCAAUGAUUCGCUCUCUCUUUUUUUUUUUCCCCUCCCAGGUUUCUGGAAUAGGUUUACGGAAAGCAAAGAAGAAACUCUAACCUGAGUAUGGAUUUUGAAGAAAGAUUCCUUAACAUGCAAAGGAAGAAAUAAGCUGGUGGAUAGCCCUCAGAAAUGAUGUCCUUUUGCCACAAUGUCAUUAAUAUUUCUUGUGUGAAAAGCAGCUGGUCAAAUGAUGUCCGUGCUUCCCUGUACAGUUUAAUGGUGCUCAUAAUUCUGACCACACUCAUUGGCAAUCUGAUAGUCAUUAUUUCCAUAUCACACUUCAGGCAACUUCAUACCCCAACGAAUUGGCUCAUUCAUUCCAUGGCGACCGCGGAUUUUCUGCUGGGGUGCCUGGUCAUGCCUUAUAGUAUGGUGAGAUCGGUUGAGCAUGGCUGGUACUUUGGAGAAGUCUUCUGUAAAAUUCACACCAGCACUGACAUUAUGCUGAGCUCGGCGUCCAUUUUCCACUUGUCCUUCAUUUCCAUUGACCGCUACUAUGCCGUGUGUGACCCACUGAGAUACAAAGCCAAGAUCAGUAUCUUGGUUAUUUUUGUGAUGAUCUUCAUUAGUUGGAGUGUCCCCGCUCUUUUUGCAUUUGGAAUGAUCUUUCUGGAGCUCAACUUCAAAGGAGCUGAAGAGGUAUAUUACAAGUACAUUCACUGCAUAGGAGGUUGCUCUGUCUUCUUUAGCAAAACAUCUGGGGUACUGGCCUUUAUGACUUCUUUCUAUAUACCUGGAUCUAUUAUGUUGUGUGUCUAUUCCAGAAUAUACUUCAUAGCUCAAGGACAGGCCAGAUCAAUUAAUGAUGCAAUUGGAUUGGAAGAGAAAAAUGGAAUGUCACAAAACAAAGAAAGGAAAGCUGCAAAAACUUUAGGGAUUGUGGUGGGAGUUUUCCUAAUAUGCUGGUGUCCUUUCUUUGUCUGCAUGGUCAUGGACCCUUUCCUGGACUAUGCUAUUCCACCCACCUUAAAUGAUGCAUUGGUCUGGUGUGGCUACCUGAACUCUACUUUCAAUCCGAUGGUUUAUGCAUUUUUCUACCCCUGGUUCAGAAAAGCACUGAAGAUGAUUCUAUGUGGUAAAAUUUUCCAAAAAGACUCUUGUAGGCAUAAACUAUUUUUAGAGUCACAUCCAUAGAAUUAUUAUAUUUACUGUUUACUGCUUUGCAAAACAGCUGGUGAUCAUAAUUUUGAACACAACAUAAUUAACCACAUGCACCAAUUGCGGGGUCUUUCAUCAAAUGUUUGAGCCAAAGAAUGGAUAGUGACAUAUAAUGCUUUUAUUUCACUUCCUUUUUGGGACACAGUGGGUGUAAUCCUUGCCAUGCUUACUAUUACAUAGAAGCUUUGCAAGUCCAGAAUUUAAGGCCCUAUGUUAAGAGCCUUUCUUGCCCUUAGCUGAACUGCCAUGAAUUGACAAUUGUUCAAUGCUGGAAAUUAUGGGGCCGCAAUUGGAUAUGCAAAUUAGAAUUACUUUGUCAUCCAUUUGCUCGAAUAUAUAUGUCUUUUUGUGAAAUCAAAUAAAGUACACAUUAAAUGAUAUUAAAUACUUUUUAUACAUAAUUUGCUAUUUAUCAUGAAUUCUUAUUAAUAUAUAUUCCACUUUUAAAAUAUUUUGAUUUUCAUCUUUUUAUAAUAUGCUUUCUUGAUUCUCAUACUUGCAGAAAUUUGGAAAAUAAGGAAAAAAUAAAAAUAAAAUAUCGUAUAGAAACAAAAUGAAAAUAAAGAUAUCACUCAUAGUUCACCUCCUGAAAAAACUUAAAAUUCUUGACAACAUAAUUUUUUGGUAACUCUAUACUGUUACAUUGUAUGGAUGCACAAAGAUUUUUUUAGACCAUUUCUCUGUUGACCGCUUAGACUUCAGUUUCUUUUUUUUGUUUUGUUUUUUAAUAAUGGAAAUGAAACCAAGUUUCUGUCUGUCACCUGCUACUGAAAGUUAGGAAAGUGUCUGAAAGGAUUUCACUGUAUUUCAAGGUUGUGCCUGGUAUGGCAGGACUCAAAAUACAAGCUCUAGGAAGUAGGACAAAUCCAUUUGUUGGGUUCCAGGCUGCAUCGAAAGAGAAACAGAUGGCAUCCACACGAAGAAAAAAAGGAACAGGGGCGCCUGGGUGGCUCAGUCGGUUGAGCCUCCGGCUUCGGCUCAGGUCAUGAUCUCACAGCUUGUGAGUUUGAGCCCCGCGUCGGGCUCUGUGUCUCCCUCUCUCUCUCUGCCCUCUCUCUCUUCCGCAACUCAUGCUCUGCCUCUUUCUCUCUCAGGAAUAAACAUUAAAAAAAAAAAAAGAAAGGGGCGCCUGGGUGGCUCAGUCGGUUGAGCGUCCGACUUCAGCUCAGGUCACGAUCUCGCAGUCUGUGAGUUCGAGUCCCGCGUCGGGCUCUGGGCUGAUGGCUCAGAGCCUGGAGCCUGCUUCUGAUUCUGUGUCUCCCUCUCUUUCUGCCCCUCCCCUGUUCGUGCUCUGUCUCUCUCUGUCUCAAAA
This is a messenger RNA of Panthera uncia (snow leopard), 2523 nucleotides long. RefSeq names its product trace amine associated receptor 1 (gene TAAR1). The record is from RefSeq and is a predicted model, not a curated record. The transcript has a single exon. Gene Ontology annotation, molecular function: trace-amine receptor activity. Gene Ontology annotation, biological process: G protein-coupled receptor signaling pathway. Gene Ontology annotation, cellular component: membrane. The coding region runs from base 183 to 1187 and encodes 334 amino acids. Lineage: Eukaryota; Metazoa; Chordata; Mammalia; Carnivora; Felidae.